UCGUCUCUCUCUAUUUUUUAUAGUUGUUUUGUGUUGUUAAUUUUGAAGUAAAAAUUUUCCAAAAAUGAGUGAACUGGAACAGUUGAGGCAGGAAGCCGAACAACUACGGAAUCAGAUCCAGGAUGCCAGGAAAGCAUGCAAUGAUACAACACUUGUUCAGAUCACAUCAAAUAUGGAUUCCGUGGGUCGGAUACAAAUGCGAACAAGACGUACGCUGAGGGGGCACCUCGCUAAAAUCUAUGCCAUGCAUUGGGGCUAUGACUCAAGGCUACUGGUCAGUGCUUCCCAGGAUGGAAAACUAAUUAUUUGGGAUAGCUAUACAACAAAUAAGAUGCAUGCCAUUCCUUUGAGGUCCUCCUGGGUGAUGACCUGUGCUUACGCCCCCUCUGGUAAUUACGUGGCUUGUGGAGGACUGGACAACAUCUGCUCUAUAUAUAACUUAAAGACCAGAGAGGGAAAUGUGAGAGUGAGCCGAGAGUUACCGGGUCACAUAGGUGAGCUCCACGUUAUAGACAUUCGAGAGGAGUAUGUCUCUCAGUUUUUUCCAAAUGGCUAUGCCUUUGCCACCGGCUCCGAUGAUGCCACUUGCCGUCUCUUUGACCUUCGUGCAGACCAAGAGUUAUUAUUGUAUUCUCAUGAUAAUAUUAUCUGUGGGAUCACUUCCGUAGCCUUCUCAAAAAGUGGGCGUCUCCUGUUAGCUGGUUAUGACGACUUCAAUUGUAACGUGUGGGACACACUAAAAGGAGAUCGUGCAGGUGUCCUUGCUGGUCAUGACAACCGGGUCAGCUGUCUGGGUGUAACUGACGAUGGCAUGGCUGUGGCAACAGGCUCUUGGGACAGUUUUCUUAGAAUCUGGAAUUAACAGUGCAUACAAUUUUGCUGUUCUCUGUUGGUAUCUGGAGAAAUCAGUGCUACAGCCUAUAGCUGUGACAAAAAAAUUCUAAUAUUUGCUGUUGAAAAUUUUUCUAUUGAGAUUACUACACACAAAAGGAAGAUUUCAGUAAACUACAAAACAGAAAAGGAUAAAAAAAACAAGGCAAAGGUGCUUGCUGAGAUCAAAAGGACCAGUGCAUUGAGCUCAUUUAACCUCGAAGUUUUACUUUCACCAAUUGUUUUCUUUGUGUAGAACAAAAUGUACACAUUAUAGCAACCUAUCAUGUUUGAUUGCUUUCAUUUAUGAACUUCAUUUUAAACUUGUAUACACCAGAUAUGUCACAUUUUUUAUUUCUGUAAUGGAGGCAACAGGCACAGUAAUGGAUGGAGGUAAUGCCAUGUGUCUGUCCUUAGGUUUGAAGAGUCUCCUUGAGUUCUGACCUCCCUUUUUGAUCUAACAGAUCCUGGUGGCUUACUGUAUUAAGAAUGCUGACAGGUAGGUGCCUGAGGAGAGCCCUUUUGAGUAUCAUUGGUUUCUUGGUGCAUCCUUUGCCUUCCUAUCAAUUUAAAUAAGUGCUCAUUUUCAGUCCUUUGAGGGGAAGAUAAUCUGAAGGGUAGGGGAUAGAGAUUUCACUCUGAAACUUUAGACAUAUGUAAGAAACUUUAUUAAUAGGAAGACAGCAAUAAUCUCAUAUAAAUGAUUCUUGGCAUUUUAAAAAGCAGAUUAUGAUCAAAUAACACUCCGCAUGAGUAAUCCUCUAAAUAGUUGGUUUCAUAUUCUAGAAUUGAGUUUGUAUACUCAUUAUUCCAGGACAUGGAUGAACACUUGGAUUGUCCUUGCGCCUGAAGAACUUUUCCUAGUGUUCUAUCAGUAUGCAUCUAGAUCUAAGGAAAUAGGACAGUAUUGUUUUUGAAAAGUGUAAAAUCUAACCAGUCACGAGAUCUGAGUAGUUAUAGUUGUGACAGGGUGGCUUCAUGAAUUUAUGUUCACACAUAUGAAAUCUGAAUUGAUGUAAACUGUCAAAUUUUAAAAAGGAAACAUUAAAGCUCUGCUCUUCUGUAACAUUUUCCUUCACACAAAAUAUUGGUUUCUAAGUGGCGUGGCUCUGCUUUGAAGAAUGGCUAGGUCCAAGUGGCUCCAUUUUAAAGCCAAAAGGAAAAUUCCAAGAGUAAGUACUUAAAGGAGAGGAAAAUACUAAGCAAUUCAUUCCUCUGCUUGUCAAUGGUAUAAUAAAAUGUUGUCUAUUACUAGAAUGAGCCCUCCUGGAUUUAAACAAAGAUACUCUCCCCCUUGGAUUUUCUCCUACAAAUAAAUCUAAAUGACUGACA
This is a messenger RNA of Myotis davidii, 2202 nucleotides long. It is a transcript of the gene GNB4, whose product is annotated as guanine nucleotide binding protein (G protein), beta polypeptide 4. The record is from RefSeq and is a predicted model, not a curated record. Gene Ontology annotation, molecular function: signaling receptor complex adaptor activity; protein binding. Lineage: Eukaryota; Metazoa; Chordata; Mammalia; Chiroptera; Vespertilionidae. Gene Ontology annotation, biological process: G protein-coupled receptor signaling pathway. Gene Ontology annotation, cellular component: cytoplasm; heterotrimeric G-protein complex. The transcript is spliced from 8 exons. The coding region runs from base 65 to 862 and encodes 265 amino acids.